Nothobranchius furzeri (turquoise killifish) is the source of this 3669-nucleotide messenger RNA. It is a transcript of the gene hgs, whose product is annotated as hepatocyte growth factor-regulated tyrosine kinase substrate. The record is from RefSeq and is a predicted model, not a curated record. Gene Ontology annotation, cellular component: early endosome. NCBI's taxonomy places the organism in Eukaryota, Metazoa, Chordata, Actinopteri, Cyprinodontiformes, Nothobranchiidae. Gene Ontology annotation, biological process: receptor internalization; endocytic recycling. Gene Ontology annotation, molecular function: metal ion binding; ubiquitin binding; phosphatidylinositol binding.
UUAGUAGUCGGAAGCGCACCAGCAGCUAAACUAGCAGAGAAGCUAAUAGGUCCUCAGAAGUGAGAAUAUCCUCAGAUCAAACCAAACGCCUCGACCGCCUCCCUGACACUCUCGGAUAACUAUGGGAAAAGGUGGAGGUACAUUUGAGAGGCUUCUCGACAAAGCCACCAGUCAGCUGCUCCUGGAGACGGACUGGGAGUCCAUUCUUCAGAUCUGUGAUCUCAUCAGACAAGGAGACACACAAGCUAAACAUGCCAUUGGAGCCAUAAAAAAGAAGCUGAAUGACAAAAAUCCUCAUGUGGCACUUUAUGCAUUAGAGGUCCUGGAGUCGGUGGUGAAGAACUGCGGGCAGACGGUGCACGAUGAGGUUGCAAGUAAACAAACGAUGGAGGAACUGAAGGAACUCCUUAAGAAGCUGACAGAACCAAAUGUCAAAAACAAGAUCCUGUACCUGAUCCAGGCCUGGGCUCACGCCUUCCGCAAUGAGCCCAAAUACAAGGUGGUUCAGGACACCUACCAGAUCAUGAAAGUGGAAGGUCACGUUUUCCCUGAGUUUAAGGAGAGUGACGCCAUGUUUGCUGCAGAGAGGGCCCCAGACUGGGUUGAUGCUGAGGAAUGCCACAGAUGCAGAGUUCAGUUUGGAGUCAUGACAAGAAAGCACCACUGUCGAUGCUGUGGCCAGAUCUUCUGUGGGAAGUGUUCGUCCAAGUACUCCACCAUUCCAAAGUUUGGCAUUGAGAAGGAAGUGCGUGUUUGUGAGCCCUGCUUUGAGCAGUUAAACAACCACCCCUCCCUCUCUCCUCCUCUUAGAAAGGCCGAUGGAAAAGCUCCUUCUACGGGCUCCUCUGAGCUGCCACCCGAGUACCUGACCAGCCCACUGUCCCAGCAGUCGCAACAGAUGCCUCCAAAGAGAGAUGAGGCAGCUUUGCAGGAGGAGGAGGAGCUCCAGCUGGCUAUUGCACUUUCCCAAAGUGAGGCAGAGGAGAAGGAGCGUAUGAGGCAGAAGAACUCGUACUCCAUCUACCCCAAAGCUGAUCCCACCCCGGUGACGUCUUCUGCACCUCCAGUCAGCACCCUUUACACUUCCCCGGUGAACUCCUCUGCUCCAUCAGCUGAAGACGUGGACCCUGAGCUGGCCCGCUACCUGAACAGAACUUAUUGGGAGAAAAAGCAAGAGGAAGCUCGAAAGAGUCCCACCCCCUCUGCCCCUGCCCCCGUGCCCUUGGCUGAACCCCCUCAGUCGGUCAGCCAGCCUGUUGAAAGCCACGUCCCAGUCCAGCCCGUCAGCAUAGUGGAGCAGCAGUACCAGAACGGUGAGUCCGAGGAGAACCACGAGCAGUUUCUGAAGGCUCUGCAGAACGCCGUCACCACCUUCCUUAACCGCAUGAAGAGCAACCACAUGCGUGGGCGCAGCAUCACGAACGACAGCGCCGUGCUCUCGCUCUUCCAGUCCAUCAACAACAUGCACCCACAGCUGCUGGACAUCCUCAACCAGCUGGAUGAAAAAAGAUUGUACUACGAAGGACUCCAGGAUAAGUUGGCCCAGGUGCGCGACGCUCGAGCCGCCCUGAACGCACUCCGAGACGAGCACCGAGAGAAGCUGCGCAGAGCUGCAGAGGAGGCAGAGAGGCAAAGGCAGAUCCAGCUGGCACAGAAACUGGAGAUCAUGAGGCAGAAGAAGCAGGAGUAUUUGGAGAUGCAAAGACAGCUUGCUAUUCAGCGCCUCCAGGAGCAGGAGAAGGAGAGGCAGAUGCGUCUGGAGCAGCAGAAGCACACAGUCCAGAUGAGAGCUCAGAUGCCUGCUUUCUCUCUGCCCUAUGCUCAGAUGCAGUCUUUGCCUCCUAAUGUUGCUGGAGGAGUGGUGUACCAGCCUGGUGCUCCACCCAGCUACCCAGGAACCUUCAGUCCUGCUGGGUCUGUGGAGGGGUCACCUAUGCACAACAUGUACAUGAAUCAGCCCGGGCAGACUGGGCCAGGACAGUACCAGGUCAUGCCCGGUGCUGCCACAGAUCCCAACAUGGUUAAUGCAUACAUGUACCAGGCUGCAGGUGCCAAUGGGCAACCUCCUCCAGGGCAAGCCCCGCCCACCACUAGUCCACCUUACUCCAACUAUCAACCCACACCCACACAGGCCUACCAGAAUGUGGUCUCGCAGGCACAAAGUUUGCCUCCCAUGUCGCAGCCUGCCCCCGCCAACGGGAUGCCUUACAUGAGUUACCAGCCGUACAACAUGCAGAACAUGAUUUCAGCGCUGCCAGGACAGGAUCCCAACAUGCCCCCCCAACCGCCCUACAUGCCCGGCCAGCAGCCCAUGUACCAGCAGGUUGCUCCCCCUGGUGGCCCUCAGCAGCAACAACAGCAGCAGCCUCAGCAGCAGGUACAACAGCAGGCGCCUCAGGCUGUCCCUGGCAAUGCCGAGGCUCAACUCAUCUCCUUUGACUGAAAGCCUUCUAUGCUGCAGUUUCACACACACACACACACACACUACACCAUCCCUCUUCUUUCAUCCUCCCCUUCUUCUGGAAUCUAAUGAUGCCCUUUGGGAAAAGUACACAGAUUACCCACGUUCCACGUUGCUGUGAUGUUGUGGCAAAGUGAAAUAUUGUGAUGAUGUUGCAGAACUGUAGCUCUUCUCGUCUCUCCCCUCUGGAAAAUGGGAACUGGGAGAUGAAGCUGCUAUGGAGAGCAUCAAAGUCCAAAUCCUUUUUCCUCUCUUCCAUCCAUCAGCUGAUAUAUAUGUAGUAUUUCUUUAUUAAAUGAAUAAUAAGCGCAAGAAAACAUGAACAAGAAAAUAUGAUGCUAUGAUUUAAAUGAUAAAAAGAGGAAAUGCAACCAGUCUGUUUCAUAUUUUUAUAAAAGGCUAAAUCAGCAUGUUGAAUUGAAGGGAUUUUCCAGAAUGAAACGUAGUGACUCGUUCUGACCGGGGCAGCGAUUGGAGGUUGUGGGUUUCUUCUAAACUAGUGCAAACUCUGUUCUGGGAGUUCUUAAAGUGCUCUAACUCAGACAUCCAUCAGCCUCACAGAUGAACAUUCCAGUUCAGUCAUCCCUCUCAUGGACUUUGGGCUCCUUUUUUUUUUUUUUUUGGCCUUUUUGUCGUGUGCUGCUCGGACUGUUGAGCUCGACGUAGUUUUGAGAUGAAAGAGUGCUGGAGGGGUGGUACGUGUUACGAGCGUUUGGACAGUUGUGAGAUCACUUUCUAAUCUUAACUUCAUUUUAUACAGAAAAAAAAUUCAUAUUCACGCCUAGUUGCCAUAAAAUAUAAAUACUACAAUUGGUCUGGAAAUCCUAACAGCAACACAUGCUCCUCACUAAAGUGUACUGUGUUGCCAAACAAAAAGACUCACUACAGAAGUAAAACUAGCUUAGUUUUCUUAAGCCUGUCACCAACUUUAAGUUGCCUUCAGGGGCCAAAAUGUACAUCUGUUUGGAUUUAAUUGUCAUGGGAAGAGAGCGCCGUAGAAAGCACUCGUUCUCAAGUGUACUUGACUAUUUAGAGAAGUGGAAAUGCUUUUAGCGUGAAUUCGAUGUUCUGCAUGUAUGUAUCACACUUCUGGUGAUUCUGUAACUCUUCAGUUUCCAUCUGUGGACUUCUUUACUCCAUCUGACUAAUCUGUCCAACUUUAAAGUACUUUUAAAAUUAUAUUUAAUAAAUAUCAGGUUCUUAUUGUC